AUGCCAGGAACUACACUGUCAAGAAGGCUGACUCGAGUUAAUUCCAAGAAACGGAUCUUAUAUCACGAAUCGAGCGAUGAAGAUAUUGAACAGCCCAUGCAUCAAGAUAAGGAAAACGUUCCCGAACAACUAGAGAAGGAUCAACUUGAAAAUCAAACCAAAAGGCGAAAAGUUGGUGCUCCUGUUCAAUCAACACCAGCAGACCAGCAAACACCAACUACCGAGUUGAGUUUGUCUAUGGAGAAAAGUGACGACGAAUUAGAACCAGAUCAAAGUGGUAAAACUAAUAAGAAGUCAAGCUCCAGACAGAAAGCAAAAUCAAAAUCGAAAACAAAAACAAAAACAAAAACAAGUGCUAAGCAAAAAAUAAACAAGAAGAAAUCUACAGCAGAACGUGAACUUGAGGAUGAUUGGCAAGAAAACUAUUUAUUCCAAGCGCUUACAAGUCCCGAAGUAAACGUGCCAGACUUGGCAUUGGACUGGAUAGAUACAUACGAAGAAGAAACGGCUGCUUCUGAAACCAACUCUACAGCGAUGGCGGUAUUAAUUAACCUUAUCUUACGGUCUUGUGGUUCCUUGCAUUUGUUUCAGCCACACGAUCUUGUGAAUUUAGAUAGUGCAAGUAGUACCGUUGAAGAAGCUACAUUGGCCUUUACUACGCAGAAAUCGCACAAGUUCCCAUUUAAAUUGGUACCGGUUUUCAAGAAAAAUGUAUUGGAGUUUUUUCGACAAGUAAUUGAAAUCAGUGAUGAAAAAGGCUUGAUACAUGCAGUGCAGUUGAUGACAAAUAAAACUAGCAAAAAUGACAAGAACAAUACUACUACCGAUGAUAACAAUAACAAUGUUGUGUCUCGUUAUAUGAGCUAUAUAGUUACGUGGACAUCCAAGUUGACAGAGUCAUUUGCUAGACCAUUGAGACUUACCAGUUCCGAAAUUUCGUUGCAUAUCCUUGCACAGUUGUGCAAUAUCAAGAAAUCCACUGAAGUGAAUCUUGAACGAUCUAAACGGCAAUUGAACAGAUUAUCAAACAAGACAUCAACAAAGUACAAAACUAUUCAAUCCACCAUAGAUGGCUAUGAGACCCAACUCAUGGCGAUAACGGAAUAUUUCGACGACAUUUACCAUAUUGUCAUUUCUAAAAGAUACAAAGAUAUUGAUCCAUUAAUUCGUCUUGUGGUUAUUCGAGGCUUGAGUGAAGCAAUGAACAUUUGUCCCACUUAUUUUUGUCAAAGUUCAUAUCUUCGUUAUUUUGGCUGGCUCCUCACUGAUUCCAACAAUCAGGUCCGCGUUGAAAUUACAAAAGUGUUACUCAAAUUGUACAAGAGUAAAGACUCGUUUGUGAGACAAGGAUUAAGACUAUUUUCUACAAAAUUCCUGUCGCAGUUUGUUGCCAUGUGUGAGAUGGAUACGGAUGUACAAGUAAGGGCCAAUUGUUGCGCAAUAUUGACUGAAAUGAUCAAGCAUGGGCUCAUUGAUUCAACUUUAACUGAGAAAAUAUUGCAACUUUUUCCCUUUGGGUCUGAUAAGACCAAGCUCAAGCUCAAGAACGAAUUUGUUAAAUUUAUUCAAAUUGCCAGUGAGACUGAGUUGGCCUCUAAAGUUGAAAGGAACCAAUUAUUGUUGGAUGAUUACAAUGCUACAUAUGGAGAGGAAACCCAAUUGCAAGAUUUUCUUCCCAUAAAGCUGGUGGUGCAUACUGUGAAAUCAUUAUACGUGCAGCCAUUGGAUGAAGUAUUUGACUCGUCAUUGUUUGCUUCCGAUUAUAUAAGCCAGCUCGACUUGAUUGUAAAUUACAUUUUACUAGACAUUGAUCUGGUCACAAUCAAGGAGAAAAAUUCUAGUGGGAAGGAGAAUGGUGAAAAAGAUGUUGGUAGUGUUGCUGUUGAAAAUGCAGUGAAUGAAGAGGAUGUUAAGUGCCUCAAACUGUUGAUUGAACUUGAUGAGACUGAGAGAAUGUGCUUGCUUAAGAUGGUUUAUGGUAUUGUUAAGGUGUUUCUGGAAAGGAAACAUAAUAGCAAAGAUGGGAGUGGCGAUGAGGAAACGUCAACGACAAUUACCAAGUUUGUUGAAGAGAUGCCCAAACUACAAAACUUUUGUACAAAGUCGAAUGAAAGGUUCAAAGUGUUUUUGAAUAUUUGGACCGAACUUAUUGAUCCCAAGAACAAUGCCUUGUUCAACUACUAUAUACAGUUGGAUAAGAUCAAUGAGUAUGAGCAAGUGACCAAGAAUAUUAUGCAGUAUUACAAGAACUUUGAUGUCAUUGAUGAGUUUUCGGCGUAUUUUCAAAAAUUAUUUAGCCUGACGAGUGGCUUGACUAGUAAUGUGCGAAAUGAGGUUCAAGAUUCCUUGCAUGAUCUUGUUGAAGGGGCUACUAUUUUUAUAAAGGGCGAAUCAUCGGGUGAGGAUAAGAAUGGGGGAGCUGAUGGAAAAGAAAAAGAAGAAGAACAGGAGGAGGAAGAAACACUGGUAGAAAAUGACAUUUUGAAGCAGAAGCUGUUGAUUACACAGAUUAGGGACUUGUCUUUGGUUCUCAAGAAGAUUAGGCAAAUUGGCGAUCAUGUGAAUAUUGCCAAUCUCGAUAAUAUCUUUGAUUUGCUAUUUAAUAUCACUCACAAGCUUUUGGUCAAGUUGAAUAUGCAAGUGGUAUUGGACCAAUGGAAACACAAUUUUCUUUUGCAGUUGCCCAAAUUUCAAGAAGCAAUGGUGAAUGUGUAUGAGUUUAUUUUGGUGUUGGUGUCUUGGAAAUUUGAAAGGUUAAUUGAUGUCCCGAGUGGUGAACAGGAUCAGAUUGAGAUGGAUUUGGAAUUUGAGUGUUUUCCCGAGAUUGUUGAUUCCUUAAUCAAUUGUGUUAAAGUGUGUGGUAAUGAGACCAAGUUGAUGAGUUUCAAGUCGGUGAUAAUGAUGAAGUAUAUUGAUUUGGUGAGUUCGUUCAAGUUGUUUCAUCUCAAGUAUGAGAGCGUUAAUAAAUUCAAACAUUUUAAAAAGUUUUUUAAGCUAAAUAGGCAAUUGACUCAUAUUGAUGUUGUGUUCCAAUAUGAUCAUUUGUUGGAAUUGUUUUUGAUGAAGGAGGUGAAUUUGGCGCAUUUAACCAAGGUUGAGUUGGAAAGGAAUGAUGAAGAAGGGGUACAUUACAAAGAGCAUAUUGUGGAGGAUGCUGAAGAAAUUGAUGAAGCUAGUGUAAACUUGACCAAUAUUUUUUCAAAUGACAAUAAUUUUGAUUUGGAUCCUGAGCUGGUUGCUGAGCUGGAUUCGCAGUUGCAGGAGCAUAGACGUCAAGCUAGAGAAAAGCAAAUUGUUGAGGCAAGAGAGUUUCAAAGACGAUGUGAGAUUAUGUGGAGAUUAGAAAACGAUUUUUGUGUUUAUGUUGUUAAGAUGAUAUCCUUGCUAAAUUUGCAAUUGGUGAAAAGCGAGGUUUAUCAGAGGGUGAGAUUGAAUGCAGAUAAGUUGGGAGAUGUGUUUGCAGAUAUUAUACGGCAAGAGGAUGUCAAAUUGGCAAAUAUGAAGAAGCAGUUGGAAGUUGAGGCAGCAACGAGAGCAGAGGCGGGUGUUGCUGGUGCAGUUGAAUCCAAUGUGGAAACUAAUCUAGAAACUAAUCUAGAAGCCAAUGCUGCAGUAGUUGAAGAAGUAGAUGAGAUUGAUGAGAUUGAGAAUUCCAAUCCAGUAUUAUCGUUUGAGCAAAGUAAGAAUGCACCAUCAUCAUCAUCAUCAUCAUCAUCGAUGGAAGAUGUUGAUGAAAUUGAUGCCUCUUCAGAUUUAGAAUUGCAACUUGAAGAACUUUGA
Messenger RNA from Lodderomyces elongisporus, 3780 nucleotides. RefSeq names its product Irr1p (gene IRR1). Bases 1 to 3780 code for a protein of 1259 amino acids. NCBI's taxonomy places the organism in Eukaryota, Fungi, Ascomycota, Pichiomycetes, Serinales, Debaryomycetaceae. Gene Ontology annotation, biological process: sister chromatid cohesion. The record is from RefSeq and is a predicted model, not a curated record. Gene Ontology annotation, molecular function: chromatin binding. The transcript has a single exon. Gene Ontology annotation, cellular component: cohesin complex; chromatin; nucleus.